GAAGAAUGUAAAGAUCAAAUUCAUGGUUAUCCUAGUGCUUUGUUUAAGAAAUUUUAUACAAAGCAGCAUGCAAAAGAAUAUAUUAAUGGUCCUAUUAUUGAUAAGAAUAAUAAAAUAGAAGUUUGGACAGAUAGAUAUUGUAAAAAUAAUGGAAAAAAAGAAGCAAUUGCAAGUUUUGGAGUCUUUUUUGAUGAUAAAGAUCCAAGAAAUAAAAGUGAAAGAUUACCUGAUAAAUUACAAACAAAUAAUUAUACAGAAAUAUAUGCUGUAAUCAGUGCUUUAGAAACAAGUCAUAGUGGAAUAUAUGGAAAUGAUCAAGCAGAUAAAUUAGCAUUUAUAGGAUCUAAAAAAGAUGUAAAAGAAUUAAUUAUUCCUGAAUCU
Molecule: messenger RNA, 381 nt
Organism: Scutellospora calospora
Lineage: Eukaryota; Fungi; Glomeromycota; Glomeromycetes; Diversisporales; Gigasporaceae
Source: the annotation of a GenBank genome assembly